UCCCGCUCGCUCCCUGCCCACUCCCGAGGGGCUGUUCCGUGGCGCGGCCGCCGCGGCCACCGCUUCUUUCACACUUUAGUUGCGAGCGGCGCGCCGCGCUCAGUGACUGGAGAGCUGGCCGCACGCCGCCUUCCCGCACUCACGCACGCGGGCCCGGCUCCGGGGUUUUCUGCUUUUACUCCAGGCGGCGGGGAGGAGGGGGAGCCCCGGCCACACUGUGGGGAGGAGGAGGACGUGGAAGAGGGAGGAAGAGAACGGGCGAGGAGGCCAGGGGCGGGGGGCGGGGGGCUUGCCACCUUCAGCCCCCCCCGCGAGCGCCCAAGGUGCACGCACUGUGACCAACGCAACGACGAAGUGGAUUUCCUUUGUGUUUAAAGAGAGAAGAAGAAAAAUGUCCCUGUGUCUGUAGAGAUGAUUUGCAGUUCAGCCCGGCUGAAGCUGACCGAAUGAGACUAUGGGCUGUGCCUCUGCCAAGCAUGUUGCUACUGUUCAAAAUGAAGAGGAGGCUCAGAAAGGGAAGAACUACCAGAACGGAGAUGUGUUUGGCGAUGAGUAUAGAAUCAAACCCGUGGAAGAGGUCAAAUACAUGAAAAACGGAGCAGAAGAGGAGCAGAAAAUAGCAGCCAGGAACCAAGAAAACCUGAUUCGACUCUUCGUGCCAUUGGUUCACCGCCUACACGGCGUUAUCUUUUCAUUAAGUUCUCAGACGUGCAUGGUGAAACGCAGAAGUGGUGAUUGGUGCUUCGGCAUGAGUAAGAAGUCACUGAAAAAAGUGCCAGCUCGAAUGCGAGGCUUAAAACUAAUAAAGAAGUCCCUGGAUUGGUCCAUCAACCCAGAGCAAACAUGCACAUCUCUGAAAGCCAACAAGAAUUCUUCAGAAUGCUGGAUGAAAAAAUUGAAAAGGGUCGGGAUUACUGUUCUGAAGAAGAGGAUAUUACAUAGCAUCGGUUCUCCCACUCGGACCAGGAGCUACUACUGUGUAAAUAGGUUACACCCCAGUUGAAACCUUUGCAAAGGUCGGUUCUCUUCGCUGAACAGCACUAUAGCAAACGAAGACCGUUCCAUAUCGUAUGCCCCAUUAAAUUACAGUGUUUCUUAAUGAACCUGCAAAGGAAUAUUGCUAAACACAAACAUACACAUACAAAAAAAAAAACUGUUCUGGAACUUUCUUUGUUGCUGCUAGUUAAAACUUGUUGCAACUUUUCACUUCUCUCGUGUCCAAGUAUGCAGCAAAAUUCUGCGGUUCACCUUUAAAGAUACUAUUGGUUUUCUGAUGCUCUCCGGCCUAUUUUCUAUAAGAUGUAGUGAUGAACUCUGAUACAGACUUCAGUCCUAGCCUGGUUCUGCUUUGAAGUCAAGCUUCCCUUCCCCUCUUUCCUCCUUAUCCAUCUCUUCCAAGUGGUCCAGAGAUGGCCUGAGCCUUGCUUCUCACUGGUUAAUGUGGGUCUGUGGAGAUGGGAUGGUGGCCAUGGUGAGCCUUGUUUGACUGCUCCAAAGUUGAAGAGCCACGGUUGGUUAAGAGCAUGUUGUGACCUGACUCCUGGAAGUGACAGAGUGAGCAGCAGGUCGUGCCACUUACUAGGACUCUUAGUGCAGGAUGAAGCUUGUAGCAUUGGCUUUGCUCAGAUGCAAAUGGAAGUGUGACCACAAUCAUUUUGAAUCCCUCCUCCUCACUUUUUUUUCUAAGAAAUAAACAUUUUACUGUUUUUAUGUAUCCUUGUCUUCUCCCAUUCAUCCAGGUUAAAAUCUCCCCUUUUAAGAUGACCCUAAGUGUGGAAGUUAAGUGUUCCUUCACAGUGACACUGAUGAGUGGCCUGAAUGGCUCCCCACCCUUCUCUUGAUAUCUGCCCUGGUUUGGAAGGGCUGUGAGUGCUCAGAAGAGAUGAAGGGACGACCCUGUGACUUCUUAGGGCUGGAAACCACCGUGACUUUUGGUUUUAUUAGGUAUUAAAGCACGCUGUUUUCUGACUCUCCCCCUUCAAAAUGCUACGUGAGCCUGGCCACGUCCUUCCAUUGUGUUUCCAGCACCAGUAGUAUGGGUGAAAGGUGACUGCCUAAAGGAAAACUGGACAGUCACACGGUCAUGCCAUUUGGAGAUGUGGAAGCCAAAAGUCCCUGGUGGUGGGGAGUGUUGACUACGUGUUCAGUAGAGUUUAUUUUUCCAUACUAUAUGAAGAGAAUGGUCUCUUCUCAAAGACAGAAGUAAUAUUUUUAACAAAUAUUGUCACAAGUAAAUAGCAAUCAAAAGGAGAAAAUAACUUUUGUAUUUUUUUAUCAUGUUUGAUAGCUUUGACGAGGGUUCUCUUUGUUACUUUCAGGGGAGGGCACCCUAUUCAAUGCCAUGCCAGCAUGCCAGCAGUCCAGGGUUGGGUUUACCCUACACACACACACACACACACAGGAAUGCUGUGUUUUUCACUUUGAGGGUUGUGAGUUUCAGGGCCUCACUAUCAGCCACACUGCCACCUUUGGAAGGUGGAACAGUUACCAGAGGGACAGUUACGAUGUUCCCAGCUGUCAGAAGGUGUCCGCCACAGACUAGAAUCGGGAGCUAAAUUGGUUCUUGCCGAAAUGAGCCUUGACUUUUAAAUCUGUCCACAGAAUGUCAAGAUCUCCUGUUAGGCCCAGGGCGGCAAAAGUGAGGGAGAGAAAAUGCAGCCGAGUGCUGUGGAAAAUGGACCCGAGUGUAAGCAACAAAACCCCGUAAUUCUUGCAGCCAGCAGCGGCUAUUUUGGGGAGCAGCUGUGGCUGUUACAUAAAUAGAGUUGCAGCCAGAAGCUAAGGCUUUUUUAUCCAGCUUCAAGCAGAAAAAUGCAGGGAGAGUCAAGUAGUCUAGGGUUUUAAGUUCCCUCCCCUUGUACGGUUUUGGCCAAAGGACGAAAAUAGUUUUCCUCAACUGUAAAUGAACUGCUAAGCCCCACCUCAGCUUGUUCACUGGAGACUUUGUUCGCUGUUCUGUGGAUGGCCUUUUCCGGAUUCUCAUGUUCUUACCGCACAAGAACGAGACGAAUGGUAACGUCUUCCACGUGACUCCUCUACUCGGUGUCUAAGACAGUGUCUUCCCAGAACGUCAACACCCUCAACCCGGAGAUGAAACACCCGUGUCUUUUGCCUCAGUCACGUUUAGCAUUUUUGGAUGUUACCCAUGUCUCUUGGGAACCUGACUUUCGAGUGUUAAUAAAACCCUAAGAACUGUUUAGGAAGCAGCGGUUGUCACAGUUCUGUCUCCUGUGUUUCACACUGGAUACCUCCUCGCUGUACAGAAGUGAUUUCAUCUUCAGACACGUUUGGUACCUCUAGAAAUAGGUCCAAGAAAUGGGAUGGUUGAGUGGGUUGGCAUGAAAUGGCUUAACUAUGUUAGCAACACACAAAACUGUCUGUUUUCCAUUUGUUGGUUUGAAUCAUAAAAUUGUCAAGUGAUUUGUGUUUGUACUUUAUUUUUCUAUACCUUCUGGAAGGAUCUCAGUUAAAAAUAGCCACUCCACCCCCCACAUCAGGACUUAAUGGGAAGAAUUAAUCCAGUAUAUCUGCUGGUACAUCUUGCUAGUUGUCACGUCUGUAGGACUUGGCAGUUGGAAGGACGGGGGAAGGGAAGGAAUUGGCCUGGUGGGUGCAGGAAGAAAACUGUUGAAAAUGGACAGGAAGCUGAUUUGAAGAGCCUUUGUGGAGGGUCUAUGUGCUAGCUAGGGCAGUUUGUCUAGUGGCCAGGGGGUGGAGCGGGUCUGCUGGCGAGAUUUGCAGCUGGGUUACACACGUCUCGUAUCUUCCAAGCCGUAGAGUUGUAAAGGCUCAGCCGUGUGUGCGCAGCUUUCUUUUGCUUGGCAGAGAUUCAGGAUCAUGGAGUACCGCUCUCAUAAUUGAGUACGUGUUUCUUGCUGGCAGACAGACUCAAAAGACGCUUUUACCUCCACGAGGCCUCCUAGCCUCGGGCGUAAGUGGGAGCAUAGAGUGACAUUAUGGUCUAUUUAGGGACAAAGAAGGGACAAAGUCCAGAAAUGAGAAAACUAGGUCAGCCCCCAGAAACAGCCACACUCCUGUCUGCUGUGCCCGGGGUGACUCAAGUAAGAAACGCGUGGCCCAGGAAUAGCCUUGGUUCCCAGCCCCCUAGCGCCUGUCUGUUCCUCCACUGUGAGGCAUAAAGGUUCUCUGUGUCGUGGGUGUACCCAAGCACCAAGUGGCCAUGCCAGAGAGAUGGCAGCCCAGAAUGGUAAGCCUCACCCCUAGCUCCCAGGUGGAUGGCCUCCUACACUGAGUUACAACUUCGUCCUCCGCCCACCCUCAUCACCAUCUUUUUUUUCUGUUCCAGCAGGAAUGGUCCUGCAGCCCUGCUAAAAGAGAAUAUACCUCUCCUGAAUACCUCACUCACCUAAGUGCGGGUUGGCAGAGUGAUAAGUCCUGUUUAGACGCUGGGUGAGAAUUUAAAAGUUGCUCCAUCUCUGCUGGUCCCAAGAAAAGACACUUCAUUAAACAUCUUUGUUUUGCAAUAAGAGGAAAUAUCACUUUCUUAAUCCUGGAGAAUACAAAGAGUCUAGACUUUAAAAUCCAGAGAUUUUCAUUAUAAAAGAUAUAACAAUGGAUAUUGAAAUCCUCUCCCUUAGGCUUCUCUCAAAAGCAAGAGGUGGGGGCAGCAUCACAUUGUACUCUGUAAUUUUACAUAAGCUCUGCCUUCCUUGCUUUUUCCACCAGAAAGUUGUCUCUGAGAUGUGAAGCAUUACUCCUUUUUAGAAGUUGCUCUCUUUGUUAAGUGGCUUAAAACUCCAGUAGAAGAACAAGGCAUGGUCAGUGGGUAGGGAAUAUGUGUUUUAAAGGCAUAAUGAAAAGACAGUUGGAAGAGGGCCUUCAGGAUGUCAUGGGUGGUCGGCAGAUCCCAGUGUGCCUCUUCCAAGCUGGGAGAGCCCUCUGCCAUUGCUCUGAGCUUGGGAUUCCUUGAGUAAGGUCUGUGGAUCACUUUUGCAGACAAACAGGUGCCUUCCUCUAAUGGGGAAGACGCCUUUGAUUUCCACAGUCGCCUUUUCUAUUGUCGUGUCUCCAGAAAGAAAGAAAAAUCACAAAUCUGUGGGAGAAUACAUGUCUCUUGUGACAAACCGUGGGGCCCAUUGGUGUCGCCAUGGUUUUUAGAGGAUCCUCUGUCAUAUCUGAGAGCUGAUUUUACCUUGAGUGGGAAGAGGAAAGGGAACUAAUAGUCAGUGUUUGUGCUCACUCCACGCCAGAUGCUGCCCUCAGUAUUCUGUCUUUAGCUCGUGUAUUCUUCAGAACAAACCAUUUACCACACACACACACACACAUGCACACACACAUCAUGUUCUAAGUAGUGUGUCCUACAUGUUGAAUUCCUCUGUCCAUGAUGGUCAUGUUAAAAGAAGGAAAAAUAUCAUUCAAGUAUAUAAUUACUAUUAUUAUUGCACACCUUGCAACACUGUGAAGGAAAAAAAAAAGCCUUUUUGGGAACCCAUCUUCUAGAGUCUGUCUUUGGCUCCUUACCAGCUUGCUGUCCUCAUGGGGAGUCUUUCUUGGCCUUCACUAAUCCUACAAGUGUCACACAAACCCUGAGAGGCCGCUGGUGACAGAAGAGCUUUGGGGCUCAGAGGGAAAGACUUUGGGGGAUUUAGACACAUCUUUUCAGCUUCUGAGGAAAGAUGCAGCCUGCACCGUGUUUUGGGUGCUCUUCCCUGAUUUUCCUAGGCUUGUUUCUUCAGAAUAAGAAUAAUUUGAAAGAUAAAAGCCUCACCUUUGCAGAGAGAUCUGAGAGGCUCUGAGGAGGAAAGGCAAUGCCUGGACCACUGACUUACGUGGAAAUUCUUUCUAGUGGCCUACGCUUGGAUGUUUCUCUUUCUGAUUGCUGGGCUAGGGGGUCUGUAUUUUUCCAGGCUCAUUUAAGCGCCACACCCAGAGGUGACUCUCAGUGGUGACCUAGAGAGAGUCACUGUGGUCCAAGGUCAGGUCAGCCCAGGAAUUCCACAGAGUUCACCUCCUUGCUCUGUAAAAUCCGCAGGGUAAAAGAUGAGCCAUCUCUGCAGCAGUUGGUGAAGGUGCUACCUGGAGGGGACCGGCAGACGCCCCCCUUGACUCACACAGCAAGAUCCCAAAGAAUUUCUUGCCCAAGUUCCUUGGGAAGUAGGUUCCCCAGGAUCCUGGUUGCUUCUAACCUAGCAACUUCUAGAUUCCUUCUGGGCAGUGUGGGAACGGCUCUUAGCUCUUGGAAGCCAGAGAAAUUCCUAAGUCAGGACGGUCCCACUAGGCUGAAGUCUCCUGUAUGACAUUGUCUCUUGCCCUGAAUCCAUUCUUCGUUCCUUCUCAAGGAUUAUUUUUAGAUAAAGCCCUUGGAUUUGACUGAAUAAGAUUUAAAGUAAAAAGAACAGCAGAAACUUAGUGAGACCUGCCUUCAGCUCUCCGGGGUUGAAAAUCAGACCGUAGGGCUACUUGGCUCAGACCCAGGAGUUUAAAAAAAAAAAAAAAAAAGGCAGUCCCUGGCUUGAUAUUUCAGUGCAGACAUUUAGGGGCCCUUCCCCUUUGACAGGCAAGUGAGCAAAGAGAAGUUUUGUUGGAGAUUACAAGUCUUAUUUUUUUCCAUCCAACGAAAGAUGUAAAGUCAUAAAGAUCUGCUUUGCUGGCUCAGACCCAGG
Alexandromys fortis (reed vole) is the source of this 6623-nucleotide messenger RNA. It is a transcript of the gene CUNH1orf21, whose product is annotated as chromosome unknown C1orf21 homolog. Bases 455 to 1003 code for a protein of 182 amino acids. The record is from RefSeq and is a predicted model, not a curated record. NCBI's taxonomy places the organism in Eukaryota, Metazoa, Chordata, Mammalia, Rodentia, Cricetidae. The transcript has 7 exons.